Macrosiphum euphorbiae (potato aphid) is the source of this 480-nucleotide messenger RNA. NCBI's taxonomy places the organism in Eukaryota, Metazoa, Arthropoda, Insecta, Hemiptera, Aphididae. The record is from the annotation of a GenBank genome assembly.
AUGGAGAAUAUAGACAACAUAAUAACGAAACAGGUCGAAAGUCAAUUUAAAUCUCUUGAAGCAGAACCCUUUCAACACGUCUGGCAGAUGAAAAGAUUAAAAUCGCUACAAAAUUGGACCAUGGGUAAACCUAGUGCCAAGGAAAUGGCCGAAGCAGGGUUCUACUGCCCAAAUCCGGAUAUACCUGAUACAGUAAGAUGUUUUUCGUGUUUCAUCGAAUUGGAUGGUUGGGAGUCAACCGACAAGCCUUGGGAAGAACACAAGAAACGAGCCAUGUCAUUAAACCCGCCAUGUAGAUUUAUUGAAAUAGGUAAGAAGGAAUCAGAUUUUAUAGUAGACGAUUUCUUAGAAAUCCAAAAGAGUGUGAUAUUACGCAUUUUUAAUGAAAAAUGUGAAAAACUCACAAAAACAGCUCUAUCUCUUCACAAAAAGAAAAAAUCAGCACUUAAAAAAGACCUACAAAAAAAAGGAAUGUCAUGA